This is a messenger RNA of Anopheles aquasalis, 1526 nucleotides long. Its product is annotated as alpha-amylase 1. Gene Ontology annotation, biological process: carbohydrate metabolic process. Gene Ontology annotation, molecular function: cation binding; alpha-amylase activity. NCBI's taxonomy places the organism in Eukaryota, Metazoa, Arthropoda, Insecta, Diptera, Culicidae. The record is from RefSeq and is a predicted model, not a curated record.
AUGCGCGUGCUAGUGGUCGCGGUGCUAGCGAUGGUGCUGGCGUGUGCCAGCGUGACCGUGGCACAGUUCAACACCCACCAGUGGGCCGAUCGGAGCGGAAUUGUGCACCUGUUCGAGUGGAAGUGGGACGACAUUGCGGUCGAGUGCGAAAAUUUCCUGGCACCGCGUGGUUACGCCGGUGUGCAGGUAUCGCCACCGACCGAGAACGCCAUCAUCGGGGGCAACUUCCGGCGUCCGUGGUGGGAACGGUACCAGCCAAUGUCCUACCAGCUCGUAACGCGCUCCGGCAACGAGGCCCAGUUCGCCAGCAUGGUCCGCCGGUGUAAUGCGGUCGGUGUUCGGAUCUACGUCGAUCUGGUCAUCAACCAUAUGGCCGAUUUGGCGGGUGGUGGCGGCACUGGUGGUAGCACAGCUUCCCGGCCUGACUUCUCCUUCCCCGGUGUACCGUUCAGUCGGCUCGACUUUAAUGCACCGUGCCGGAUCUACAACUACAACGAUGCGAUCGAGGUGCGCAACUGUCAGCUGGGUGGACUGCCCGAUCUGAACCAGGGUAUCCCGUGGGUCCGGGACCGUAUCGUCGAGCUGAUGAACCAUCUGAUUUCGCUCGGUGUGGCCGGAUUCCGGGUGGACGCCGUCAAGCACAUGUGGCCCGGCGAUCUGCAGGCCAUCUACAGCCGGAUGGACAAUCUGCCAACGUCGCACGGAUUCCCGGCCGGUGCACGGCCCUUCCUCACGCAGGAGGUGAUCGAUCUGGGUGGUGAGGCGGUGUCGCGCGAUGAGUACACCCAUCUUGGCACAAUCACCGAGUUCCGGCAUUCGGCCGAGAUUGGGCGGGUGUUCCGUGGACGGAACGCGUUCCGGCAUCUCACCAACUGGGGCACCGGUUGGGGCUUCCUGCCUUCCCAUUUGGCCCUGGUGUUCGUGGACAAUCACGAUAACCAGCGGGGUCACGGUAGCGGUGGUUCGGACAUUCUUACGCACCAAGUACCCCGGAACUACAAAAUGGCGACCGCGUUCAUGUUGGCCCAUCCGUUCGGUAUCGUACGCGUCAUGAGUUCGUUCUCGUUCACGGAUCCGGAAGCGGGACCACCACAGGAUGCGUCGGGCAAUCUGCUGUCGCCCACCUUUAACCCGGACAACAGCUGUGGGCCGGGCUGGGUGUGUGAGCAUCGGUGGCGUCAGAUCUACAACAUGAUUGGCUUCCGGAAUGCCGUCGCCGGUACGCAGAUUAACGACUGGUGGGACAACGGGGGCUUCCAGAUGGCGUUCUGCCGUGGUGACCGUGGUUUCAUUGCGUUCAACCUGGAGUCGUUCGAUCUGAACCAGAACCUCCAGACGUGCCUACCGGCCGGUACCUACUGCGAUGUGAUUUCGGGCGAUCUGGUGAACGGUGCGUGCAGUGGCAACACCAUCACGGUAGGCGGCGACGGACGGGCCCAGAUCGUGCUGCCGGCGAACGCUUACGACGGUGUCCUAGCCAUUCACGCCAACUCGCGUGUCUAAAGUGAUGAUGAACUAGCUUUUAA